AUGGAUCUGGUUAAAGUACCUUCGUGGUGGGGUCAUGAGACUCGUCGGCCAGGCACAGCCCAGGCGAUGACCGCUAGGAAUAAUAAGACCAGGACGGGGUUAUUAGAAACCAGAAAGAACAAAAAUUUGAAGACUAAUACUUUAGUAAAGGAGAUUCCAUCUACUGUUCCUCAUUACGAAACUCUUCCAGCAGGGAUGAAACAGAAACCUAGGGAUACUGUUGACCUCAAAACUGUUGAUGAAGACUUUGAUGUGUAUCAAUUAAAUGCUGAUAUCAGGAGAAAUAAGGAAAUAAAAGGAUAUGGAACUAACUACUCUUCACUCUCCACUCUUAGAAGAGGAAGAUUAGCCAAAGAGCAAAGAGACCAACAGCAUAAAUUUGAGGAAUUUACUAAAAAUAAAUCCCAAAUUGAGCUUGAGAGGGUUAAAAUUCAUACUAACUUAGCAAAGAAGAUUAAUCCAAAGCCUCGUUACUCAAAAUCUCAGGUUGAAAUUCGGCCUGAUGAAAUUGACCCUCGUGAUCCUACGCUACAAUACGUCAAAGAGCCUAAAAUAAAUGCUCGUAGUAAGCUCUUAAGUAACAGAAAGAAGAUGUUACUCAGAGAUAUGAAGAAAUAUGAGAACUGUGUUGAUAAUCACAAAACCUCUGAGCAAAGGCUAAACCAUCGUGAAGACUGCUUCAUGAGGCUCUCAGCAAGAGAACCUAAAAUUAUUGUUAAGAAAAAUGAAGAAUUUGAGCCUAAUGUGAAAUAUGGUAUUCAUAAUAAUCCGUUACCACAUUUUUACAAACAUGCUAAGAAAUGGUGGACAGAGAAGAAAGGGUAUAAGGAGAGUCCAAAAGAGGUAUCCCAUCUUAAGCUCAUGCAUAAUAUGUUGAUGAAGAACUCUAACGAUACUUUACUACUUCAAGAUUAUGAACAAUAUUGUGAGAAAACUCAUAGUUCGCAACUGAUAAGAAAUUCCCAGAAGACUUCAGAUAAACCUAAAAAUCUAAAAUUACCAAGAAAAUUUAAGAAAAAGAAAGCGAAAAUGAGGUGGAGUAACGGUAUCCUUCUUCAUGCUAAAAGAGAGAAAGUUAUUGUUGAGCAUAAGCCUCCACAAGUGGAUUUGCAACCUCUGUUUUCCUCCUUCAACCAAAAAGGAGUAUUCAAGCCCCCUCCUAGCUCAAAAGAAUCUUUAGUUCGGCAGAAGGAGAGAGAAAAGAAGCAGGAAAGAGAGAAACAGAAGUCAAAUAAUCAGAGUACCUUCUUUGAACAUGAGGCUAACUCUUCUCAAGUUGCAGGAAAUGAGAAGACAACUAUCUUCAAGAGAGUAAAGACAGCUUAUGGUGGAAGGAACCAUAAUAUGUAUACUCAUGAGGUUGAGGGCCAUCUCGCUCCCACUAAGGGAUCAACAAUGGAUCAUGAGAAGAACUCUCCUAGAAACCAAGAGUCAAACAAUGGCUGGUUUAAUAGUCAAGACCAGGUCGAAAAGAACCAGUGGACGAUUAAAUCUACAAGUAGGGUUGGCUUUAGGACAUCGGCAUUUCCAAAAUAAUCCCUGUAUGCUUAUUGUCAUCUCUCCCUUAAGUGAGAAAUU
Messenger RNA from Moneuplotes crassus, 1578 nucleotides. Lineage: Eukaryota; Ciliophora; Spirotrichea; Euplotida; Euplotidae. The record is from the annotation of a GenBank genome assembly.